Molecule: messenger RNA, 780 nt
Organism: Colletotrichum acutatum
Lineage: Eukaryota; Fungi; Ascomycota; Sordariomycetes; Glomerellales; Glomerellaceae
Exons: 3
Coding region: 166-681 (171 amino acids)
Source: RefSeq, a predicted model, not a curated record
GAUGCAGCAUGAAAGGGUGCUUCGCGUGCAGCUUGCACUAUCAAAGGAACACGCGAUUGGCAUGUUGGAGCACAGCAUGCAGCGAGAUAGAGAGCCCAUCGUUCCGCCCAAGGGUGCAAGCCUCACUUUCCCUGCUGCCGUCGGCCUCCUGCAGCAUGGGAUGCUAUGCAGAAGGCCAUGUGCGGGGUUUGCUGUUCGAGCCUACAUUCACCCCGGAGCGAUUCGCUCGCGUGGAUAUUAGAGCGCUUUUGCUCUUGCGUUUUCUUCAUUGCUUGGGGAGAUUGUGACUUGCGUGUCCAUCUUUUCAUCCAAAACAUCGUUUAUAUCUUUUUCACUCCUAACAUUCGCAGCUUACUUGAGAUGGCCGAAGUACUUGGGAUAGUAGCUAGCGUCGCAGCGCUUAUACAACUAGCUAAAUAUGGCGAAAAGUUCGCAAAGGUCUUGAUCAGGUACUCCAAACAGAGUAGUUCUCCAGGAAAAGAAGUUGAGAGAUGUGCCUUUCAAGCACAGGACUUCUCAGAUUGCAUCGAUAUGACUCAGUUCGCUCUCGAACGACAUUUCGACAAGUACACGGAGUCUUCUCUUCUUCAAUAUCUUUUAUCCCAAGGGAUACUCCAGGGAAUACUAAAUCGGUCGAAAUUAAUCAAAUGGCAGCUUGAAAUGGCAACCAAAAAUAUCUGAUCACUCCUCGACAGUGAAAAGCUCAAUUCGAAUGAAAAACAAAUCAAGCGCCUGAAAAAGGUCAUUAGAGGUAAUUUGAGAACGCUGAAAACACUGGAA